Messenger RNA from Macadamia integrifolia, 1579 nucleotides. RefSeq names its product BAG family molecular chaperone regulator 7-like. Lineage: Eukaryota; Viridiplantae; Streptophyta; Magnoliopsida; Proteales; Proteaceae. The transcript has 3 exons. Bases 137 to 1372 code for a protein of 411 amino acids. Gene Ontology annotation, cellular component: plasmodesma. The record is from RefSeq and is a predicted model, not a curated record. Gene Ontology annotation, molecular function: protein-folding chaperone binding. Gene Ontology annotation, biological process: protein folding.
CUGCCUUGCUGCUUUUCUGGUUUGGCUUUUCUUUCCCUCUUUACAUCAGAAAGCCCUCCAUACUCCAAAGUCCAAAACCCUUUCUAUCUGGCUCUCUUUCUGCUCUUCCGAGCUACUCUCCUCGCCCUGGAAGAAGAUGAGCCGAUAUAGAAGAAUCGAGAUUUUUGAAACUUCGCCGUCUCUCUUCAUCCGAGAGACCUCCUUCUUCAGCCCCCCAACCCUAACAUUCCCCUUAUUUCCUCAAGUCGACGACCUCGGCCUCGCUCUCGACAUCUCCCCGAAAUGCUUCCUUUCUCCAGUACCAUCUCCCUGUGAGCUCUUCGACUUUGUCACCGAUGUCAUCCAGAUCGACAGAACCCCCUUCUCCUCUUCUUACAAGAGGCUCCAGUCUCAAACCGGCCCCGAUUCCAAUUUGCGAACCCUCUGCGACCGUGUUUCCGCCCUUGAGCUUGGGAUCGAUCACCUCCUGAAGAAAAAACCCAGCAAUCCCGACCGCAAGUAUACAUGGACGACCGAGAUCAAAGAUGCUAAGAAGGACGGCGUUGAUCGCAAGUACGAAUGGACGGCGGAAAUCAAAGGAGGAAAAAAGGGCAGUAAUCUGAGUGCGGUGGAUAAGUACUACAAGUGGACGGCAGAGUUCAAAGGGAAAGGCAAGGACGCUCCACCGUCUCGCUCCUUUACAUUUAAAGCCUCCACGGCUCCCGCCGGUGACUCAAGUGACUCGGAUUCCGACAAGGAGAAUAAGACAAAGAAGGAGAAGAAGAAGAAGAAGAAGAAAUCCAAAGCUGAGCCCUCCAAACGUGUGGUGGAGAUCGAAGAACCGGUUGAUCAAGGGGUUAUCGUUCUCAGACAGGCUUUCGCCAAGAGGGUUGGGGCCGAUGACAAGGGCAAGAAGAAAGAGCUGUCGCCUCAAGAUGCGGCUCUGAUGAUCCAGUUAACCUUCAGAGCUUAUCUGAUCCGUCGAUCACAAGCUCUUCGUGCGCUUCGGGACCUGGCUGUUGCCAAAAGCAAGUUGAAGGAGCUUAGGGCGUUGUUCAACAACUUCUCUUACCGCCGCCGCAUUGCCCGGGAUGCGGAGGAGCUCCAGAGGUUCUCUGAGAAGAUCAUCGUUCUCCUUCUUACCGUUGAUGCCAUUGAGGGAGCUGAUAUAAUGGUUCGAGCAUCAAGGAAGUCGAUGGUGGAUGAACUGGAAGCAAUGCUAGAUGUGGUGGAUCCCCAGCCUCCGGGAAAGCUAGUUUCCAUGAAGAGGAGGAAAUUCGAUCUGCCGGAUGGUACCAUCCGGAAGGAAAUUGAAGCUGGAGUGGCUGAGGUCGUCCAAAUGCUGAAUGGAGAAGAUAGUGACCACAGUGCUGCCUUUGAGGCCUGCUUGUGAGAGUUCCUGCACUAGUCAUUUGGUGUUUUCAUUAAUCUUGAAAAACCACUAUGGGCUCUUUAAGUCGCUUUAUGUUUAGCCAUGGAGAUUAAAAAACUUCAAACCCCACCCCCCCCCCCCCAACUGGUUCUCUCUGUGGUAGAUUGUUUUUCACUGUUUGAAUCUAUGAAUUUUCUGAAAGGCUUUUCUACUAUUUGUUUUUGGGAA